AUGGAAAACAUUGAGAUAUUUAACGGGUUCCUAAAGAUAGUUAGUGAUGAGUUUCCAAAAGAAUUGAGGACAAAGGGCCAAAAUUUAAAGAGGAAAAUCUUGUAUAUAGCAUCAGAGGAUGAAGAAAAUAAAGAAAGCGAUUCUGUCAUUAAUGAACAAGAUGAUUUGACGAAAUUUACUGAAGGCAUUGGUUCUAAGUUGCUCGAUAGUUUUUUGGAAAUUUUAGAUAACAAUCUUGGCAAUAAAUAUGAGAAGAUUUCCCGAGAGAUAUACGAUAAUAAUGAUUCCUGGAAGAAGAACAAAUUAGUUGAAAUGAAGAGUCCAGGAUUGAUUUACGUUAGUUAUUGGAAAGAAGAAGCAGAAAAGAAAACCUGCGCUUUAUUUUUAUCAUUUAUGUUAACCGAGGAGGAUUUUGUUGUAGAUGACAUAAGAAAAUUCAGUGUGAUAUACCUGUAUGAAAUCCAAUUGAUCGAGAAAUAUAGAGGCUGUCAAUUGGGUACAAGAUUAAUCAAAGGACUUUCAAAUGUUUGUCAAAUUGCGCAAGUUAAGAUACGACCAGCUUUCCCACUGAUUGGUAUUCAGCUGACCGUAUUUAGUGAUAAUAAGAGAGCUAUUAAAUUUUACGAGAGGAUUGGAAUGAAAUUCACCUAUGGGUCACCAAAAGACGAGGUUGAUAAGAUUGAGAGUAGGAAAACAAGAACUUCGGUUAAUAGGAAGACUUUGAAAGUGGUUCGAAAGCCUAUUUAUUAUCUGCUAUAUUUACCUGUGUAA
This is a messenger RNA of Kazachstania africana CBS 2517, 771 nucleotides long. It is a transcript of the gene NAT4, whose product is annotated as N-terminal L-serine N(alpha)-acetyltransferase NatD. Bases 1 to 771 code for a protein of 256 amino acids. Gene Ontology annotation, cellular component: nucleus. The record is from RefSeq and is a predicted model, not a curated record. Gene Ontology annotation, molecular function: histone H2A acetyltransferase activity; histone H4 acetyltransferase activity; protein N-terminal-serine acetyltransferase activity. NCBI's taxonomy places the organism in Eukaryota, Fungi, Ascomycota, Saccharomycetes, Saccharomycetales, Saccharomycetaceae. The transcript has a single exon.